AUGCCGACUGUUGUGGAGGUGAACCUUACCUACUGUGCGGUGAUGCUCUUCAGGAUUGUCCCAAAAAAGACGCAAAGAUGGCUUGCUACGCGUUCCGCAAAGGGAGCGUCUUAUGAUGUUAAAUUGGACCGAAGCACAGAGUCCCAGCACAGAGCGUCCCGAAAGUCUGUGUGUGUGCGCGUGUUUUCGGGUCCACAGAGGAACUUCUCGACAGCCAUGAAGUCCCAGCACAGAGCGUCCCGAAAGUCUGUGUGUGUGCGCGUGUUUUCGGGUCCACAGAGGAACUUCUCGACAGCCAUGAGUAAAUGUCUGACAAUUAUGACCCCAUUCAUUUCA
This is a messenger RNA of Opisthorchis viverrini, 336 nucleotides long. RefSeq lists its product as hypothetical. The annotation marks the transcript as partial. The record is from RefSeq and is a predicted model, not a curated record. The transcript is spliced from 3 exons. Lineage: Eukaryota; Metazoa; Platyhelminthes; Trematoda; Opisthorchiida; Opisthorchiidae.